UACUCCGUGUUCUCUACCUCCGAUCACACAUCUUUGCCGGGCUGAUUUCGCAUGGUUUUGAGAUCUCGCCACACAUAAUUCACGGCUUGCAUCAUGGGCGCCCCUAACGAUUCUUCCACAAAUGGCCUCGCCGGCUCGCUGGCGGCCAAAACCGACAUUCCCUCUCACUUCAUUGGCGGUAACCACUUGGACGCUGCACCCCCGAGUAUCGUCAAGGACUUUGUCGCUCAACACAACGGUCACUCCGUUAUCAGUUCGGUUCUCAUUGCCAACAACGGUAUUGCGGCCGUCAAGGAGAUCCGCUCCGUCCGAAAAUGGGCCUACGAGACGUUCGGCGACGAGCGUGCCAUUCAGUUCACGGUCAUGGCUACGCCGGAAGAUCUGCACGCCAACGCGGACUACAUCCGGAUGGCGGAUAAAUAUGUUGAGGUUCCCGGUGGGACGAAUAACAACAACUAUGCCAACGUCGAGCUGAUCGUCGAUGUCGCCGAACGAAUGGACGUGCACGCCGUUUGGGCCGGUUGGGGCCAUGCCUCCGAAAACCCCCGCCUUCCCGAGUCGCUGGCGGCUUCGCCGAAGAAGAUCAUCUUCAUUGGCCCCCCGGCCUCCGCCAUGCGUUCGCUGGGUGACAAGAUUUCCUCCACGAUUGUCGCGCAACACGCCGGGGUGCCCUGCAUCCCGUGGUCCGGCACUGGCGUUGAGGAGGUCACGGUCGAUAACAAUGGGAUCGUCACCGUCACAGACGAUGUCUACAACAAGGGGUGCACUUUCUCUCCCCAGGAGGGUUUGCAGAAGGCCAAGGAGAUCGGGUUCCCCGUCAUGGUCAAGGCGUCCGAAGGUGGCGGCGGUAAGGGUAUUCGCAAGGUCGACAAGGAGGAGGACUUCAUCUCCCUGUACAACGCCGCCGCUGCGGAGAUCCCUGGUUCGCCUAUCUUCAUCAUGAAACUCGCAGGGAAUGCCCGUCAUUUGGAAGUGCAGCUGCUGGCGGACCAGUACGGAAACAACAUCUCCCUGUUUGGUCGCGACUGCUCCGUGCAACGACGUCACCAGAAGAUCAUCGAAGAGGCGCCCGUGACCAUCGCGAAGCCGCCCACCUUCCAGGCGAUGGAGAAGGCCGCCGUCAGCCUGGGUCGCCUGGUCGGUUACGUCUCCGCGGGUACCGUCGAGUACCUCUACUCGCACGCCGACGACAAGUUCUACUUCCUGGAGCUGAACCCCCGUCUCCAGGUCGAGCACCCGACCACCGAAAUGGUGUCCGGCGUCAACCUGCCCGCGGCGCAGCUCCAGAUCGCCAUGGGUAUUCCCCUCCACCGCAUCCGGGACAUUCGCCUGCUCUACGGUGUUGACCCCAACACCACCUCGGACCUCGAUUUUGACUUUUCGAGCGAGGAGAGCUUCCAGACCCAGCGUCGCCCGCAGCCCAAGGGGCACACCACCGCGUGCCGCAUCACCUCGGAGGACCCCGGUGAGGGGUUCAAGCCGUCCAGCGGCACCAUGCACGAGCUGAACUUCCGGAGUUCGUCCAACGUCUGGGGUUACUUCUCCGUCGGUACUUCGGGUGGCAUCCACAGCUUCUCGGACAGUCAGUUCGGUCACAUCUUCGCAUACGGUGAAAACCGUUCGGCGUCGCGCAAGCACAUGGUCAUCGCCCUCAAGGAAUUGAGCAUCCGCGGUGAUUUCCGAACGACCGUCGAGUAUCUGAUCAAGCUGCUGGAGACGCCCGCGUUCGAGGAUAACACCAUCACGACCGGGUGGCUGGACCAGCUGAUCACGAACAAGCUGACUGCGGAGCGCCCCGAUCCCAUCGUCGCGGUUCUGUGCGGUGCCGUCACCAAGGCGCACCAGGCCAGUGAAGCCGGCGUGGAGGAGUACCGCAAGGGGCUGGAGAAGGGUCAGGUACCCUCUAAGGAUGUCCUCAAGACCGUCUUCCCCGUGGACUUCAUCUACGAAGGCGCUCGGUACAAAUUCACCGCCACGCGCGCGAGCCACGACAGCUACCACGUCUUCAUCAACGGAUCCAAGUGCUCGGUGGGCGUGCGUGCCCUGGCCGACGGCGGCCUCCUGGUCCUGCUGGCCGGUCGCAGCCACAACGUUUACUGGAAGGAGGAGCCGGCCGCGACGCGCAUCAGUGUCGACGGCAAGACCUGCCUGCUGGAGCAGGAGAACGACCCGACGCAGCUCCGUUCCCCGUCCCCCGGUAAGCUCGUCAAGUUCACCGUCGAGAGCGGCGAACACGUGCGCGCGGGCCAGCCCUUCGCCGAAGUCGAGGUGAUGAAGAUGUACAUGCCUCUGAUCGCCCAGGAGGACGGUAUCGUCCAGCUGAUCAAGCAGCCCGGCGCGACCCUCGAGGCCGGCGACAUCCUCGGCAUUCUGGCCCUGGACGACCCCUCGCGCGUGAAGCACGCCCAGCCGUUUACCGGCCAGCUGCCCGAGUUGGGCCCCCCUCAGGUGGUGGGCAGCAAGCCGCCCCAGCGCUUCUUCCUCCUGCACAGUAUCCUGGAGAACAUCCUGCGUGGGUACGACAACCAGGUGAUCAUGGCGGCCACGCUGAAGGAGCUGGUGGAGGUCCUCCGGAACCCGGAACUUCCCUAUGGCGAGUGGAACGCCCAGUCGUCUGCCUUGCACUCCCGCAUGCCGCAAAAGCUGGAUGCCCAGCUUGAGAGCGUCGUCGAGCGCGCCAAGUCGCGCAAGGCCGAAUUCCCCGCCAAGCAGCUGCAGAAGACCAUUGCGCGGUUCAUCGAGGAGAACGUCAACCCCGCCGACGCGGAGAUCCUGAAGACCACGCUGCUGCCUUUGCUGUUCGUGAUCAACAAGUACAUGGACGGGCUGAAGGCCCACGAGUUUGGCGUCUUCAGCGGUCUGCUCGAGCAGUACUACAAUGUCGAGAAGCUCUUCGCGUACCGCAACAUUCGCGACGAAGAUGCCAUCCUGAAGCUCCGCGAGGAGCACAAGGACGACAUCCUCGGCAUCGUCCACACGGUUCUGUCUCACAGCCGCAUUGGCGCCAAGAACAACCUCAUCCUGGCUAUCCUGGCCAUGUACCGUCCCAACCAGCCGGGUGUUGGUAACGUGGGCAAGUACUUCAAGCCUAUCCUCCAGAAGCUGACGGAGCUUGAAUCCCGCUCGUCCGCCAAGGUCACACUCAAGGCCCGUGAGGUCCUGAUCCAGUGCGCCCUGCCGUCGAUGGAGGAGCGCGUGGCUCAGAUGGAGCUGAUCUUGCGCUCCGCAGUCGUGGAGUCGCGGUACGGUGAGACGGGCUUCGAGCACCGGGAGCCCGAGUUCUCGGUGCUGAAGGAGGUGGUGGACUCCAAGUAUACGGUGUUCGACGUUCUGCCUCGCUUCUUUGUUCACCAGGAUGUCUGGGUCACGCUGGCCGCUCUUGAGGUGUAUGUGCGCCGUGCCUACCGUGCCUACACCCUGCAGGACAUCAAUUACACCGCGACGGGCGAGUUCCCGCUGCUGUGCUGGGACUUCACGCUGAGCAAGAUCGGACAGCCUGAGUACGGCCCGGUCUCUUCCGCGCAUCCGUCCACCCCCAACACCCCGACUGCCGAGGCCAGCAACCCUUUCAAGCGGAUGAACUCCUUCAGCGAGCUGUCUCACCUGGUCAACGACAGCACGGGUGACCCCGUGCGGAAGGGUGUCAUUGUCCCCAUCCAGUAUCUGGAGGAUGCCGACGAGGCCCUGACCCGCGCCCUGGAGGGCUUCCCCGUUGCCAAGUCUAAGAAGGGCAGUGACCACACCCUCCUUGCUAACCUGGAGGGCAAGCGACGACCGGCGCCCAAGGUCGAGAACGACGACGAGCUGACUGGCGUUCUGAACGUCGCAAUUCGCGACGUCGAAGAUCUCGACGAUGCGCAGAUCGUCAAGCAAGCCACCGCGUUGAUCGAAACCUUCAAGAGUGAGCUCCUUGCUCGCCGUGUCCGCCGCGUGACCUUCAUCUGCAGCAAGAACGGAAUCUACCCCGGCUACUACACCUUCCGUGGUCCCACCUACGAGGAGGACGAGAGCAUCCGUCACAGCGAGCCGGCCCUGGCGUUCCAGCUGGAGCUUGGACGUCUGUCCAAGUUCAAGAUCACCCCCGUGUUCACCGAAAACCGCAACAUCCACGUCUACGAGGCUAUCGGUAAGGGUCCGGAGAACGACAAGGCGGUGGAUAAGCGGUACUUCGUGCGGGCUGUCGUCCGUCCCGGUCGCCUGCGUGAUGAUAUCCCGACGGCCGAGUACCUCAUCUCCGAAGCCGACCGUCUCAUGACCGAUAUCCUGGAUGCGCUGGAGAUCAUUGGAAACAACAACUCCGAUUUGAACCACAUCUUCAUCAACUUCUCUCCCGUUUUCAACCUCCAGCCCCAUGACGUGGAGCAGGCCCUGGCCGGUUUCUUGGACCGCUUUGGUCGCCGCCUGUGGCGUUUGCGUGUCACCGGCGCUGAGAUCCGUAUUUUGUGCACCGACCCGGCCACUGGCAUGCCCUAUCCUCUGCGUGUCAUCAUCACCAACACGUACGGUUUCAUUAUCCAGGUGGAGCUCUACGUGGAGAAGAAAACCGAGAAGGGUGAAUGGAUCUUCCAAAGCAUCGGCGGCAGCAACAAGCUCGGCUCGAUGCACUUGCGCCCUGUCACGACGCCCUACCCUACCAAGGAGUGGCUGCAGCCGAAGCGUUACAAGGCCCACAUCAUGGGUACCCAGUACGUGUACGAUUUCCCCGAGCUGUUCCGCCAGGCGUUCCAGAACAGCUGGUCCAAGUCGCUGGAGCAGAUCCCGUCGUUGAUCGAUCAGCGUCCCCCUGUUGGCGAGUGCAUCGACUACAGCGAACUGGUCCUGGAUGAUACCGACAAUCUGGUCGAGAUCUCUCGUGGCCCCGGCACCAACACUCACGGCAUGGUUGGUUGGAUCGUCACUGCCCGUACGCCCGAGUACCCUCGCGGCCGACGUUUCAUCAUUGUCGCCAACGACAUCACCUUCCAGAUCGGUUCGUUCGGUCCGCUGGAGGACAAGUUCUUCAACAAGUGUACGGAGCUGGCGCGCAAGCUUGGCAUUCCCCGCAUCUACCUCUCUGCCAACUCUGGUGCUCGUAUUGGAAUGGCUGACGAGCUCCUUCCGCUCUUCUCCGUUGCCUGGAACGAUCCGGGCAGGCCCGAGGCUGGGUUCAAGUACCUCUACCUGACUCCCGAGGUGAAGAAGAAGCUUGAUGCCAGCAAGAAGAAGGAGGUGAUUACGGAGCCGAUCACUGAGGAUGGCGAAGAGCGCCACAAGAUCACCACCGUGAUCGGUGCCAAGGAUGGUCUGGGUGUUGAGUGUCUGAAGGGCUCGGGUCUCAUCGCUGGUGCCACCUCCAAGGCGUACGAGGACAUCUUCACCAUCACCCUGGUCACUUGCCGUUCCGUUGGUAUUGGUGCGUACCUUGUCCGUCUUGGUCAGCGGUCCAUCCAGGUCGAGGGCCAGCCGAUCAUCCUGACCGGCGCUCCGGCUAUCAACAAGCUGCUGGGCAGAGAGGUCUACACCUCCAACCUGCAGCUCGGUGGCACGCAGAUCAUGUACAGGAACGGUGUCUCGCACAUGACCGCCAACGACGACUUCGACGGUGUCCAGAAGAUCGUCGAGUGGAUGUCCUUCGUGCCCGACAAGAAGGGCGCCCCCAUCCCCAUCCGUCCGUGGUCCGACAACUGGGACCGGGAUGUGGCCUACUACCCGCCCAGCAAGCAAGGCUACGACCCUCGCCACCUCAUCGCCGGCGCGCAAGACGAAGAAGGCUUCCUCCCCGGUCUCUUCGACGUGGGAUCCUUCGAAGAGGCCCUGGGCGGAUGGGCCCGAACCGUCGUCGUCGGUCGUGCCCGCCUGGGUGGCAUCCCCAUGGGUGUCAUCGCCGUCGAGACCCGCACCGUCGACAACGUCACUCCUGCGGAUCCGGCCAACCCUGACUCUUCUGAAGUCGUCAACACCGAGGCUGGCGGUGUGUGGUACCCUAACUCGGCCUUCAAGACCGCCCAGGCGCUCCGUGAUUUCAACAACGGCGAGCAGCUUCCCGUCAUGAUCCUGGCCAACUGGAGAGGUUUCUCUGGCGGUCAACGUGACAUGUUCCAGGAGGUCCUCAAGUAUGGUUCUUACAUUGUUGAUGCGCUUGUCAAGUAUGAGCAGCCGAUCUUUGUCUAUAUUCCGCCUUAUGGUGAACUGCGUGGUGGCUCUUGGGUUGUCGUCGACCCCACGAUCAACCCCGAUCAGAUGGAAAUGUACGCCGAUGACGAAGCCCGCGGUGGUGUCCUCGAGCCCGAGGGUAUCGUCAACAUCAAGUACCGCCGAGAGAAACAGCUCGACACCAUGGCCCGCCUGGAUCCGGAGUACGGCGAGCUUCGCCGCGCCCUGGCAGACCAGUCUCUCCCCAAGGAGAAGCUCACCGACAUCAAGAUCAAGAUGGCCGCUCGCGAGGAGCGCCUCCUCCCGGUCUACAUGCAGAUCGCGCUCCAAUUCGCCGACCUCCACGACCGCCCCGGCCGCAUGAAAGCCAAGGACACCAUCCGCCAGGCCAUCAGCUGGAAGAACGCCCGUCGCUUCUUCUACUGGCGUCUGCGCCGCCGUCUCAGUGAAGAAGUCAUCGUCAAGCGCAUGGUCGCCGCGGAGGCAAACCCCGCCGCUACCCACGACCGCAGCGGCGCCGUCCCCGCCGCCAACCCGGACUCCCUGCCCCCUGCGCCUGAGUCCACGCGCAAGACCCACCUCCGCACCCUCCACUCCUGGACUGGCCUCCUCGACGACGAGCUCGAAAACGAGGACCAGCGCGUCGCCAUGUGGUACGAGGAGAACAAGAAGAUCAUCCAGGCGAAGGUCGACUCGCUCAAGUCUGACAGUGUCGCUUCUGAGAUCGCACGCCUGCUUAUCGGGAACAAGGAGGGUGGUCUCCGGGGUGUGCAGCAGGUGCUGGGUAUGCUUCCUGUUGAGGAGAGGGAGGCUGUGUUUAAGUAUCUUGCUUCGGCUUGAGCUUGAUUGAAUGAAUUCUAUAGAUAGACCUAUAACUACUAUGCAUACUCAGUAUGUUAUGUAUGUCGUUUUUGUCUGAUUUUGUUGUGUGGGAGUUGGGGAAACAAACAUGUUCAUGUUAGAUAUCUAUUUUUAUUUUUAUU
This is a messenger RNA of Aspergillus candidus, 7115 nucleotides long. RefSeq names its product acetyl-CoA carboxylase ACC1. The transcript is spliced from 3 exons. Gene Ontology annotation, biological process: fatty acid biosynthetic process. The coding region runs from base 94 to 6972 and encodes 2292 amino acids. Gene Ontology annotation, molecular function: ATP binding; metal ion binding; acetyl-CoA carboxylase activity. NCBI's taxonomy places the organism in Eukaryota, Fungi, Ascomycota, Eurotiomycetes, Eurotiales, Aspergillaceae. The record is from RefSeq and is a predicted model, not a curated record.